Messenger RNA from Sabethes cyaneus, 2802 nucleotides. RefSeq names its product potential E3 ubiquitin-protein ligase ariadne-2 (gene ari-2). Gene Ontology annotation, molecular function: ubiquitin conjugating enzyme binding; ubiquitin protein ligase activity; zinc ion binding. Gene Ontology annotation, cellular component: ubiquitin ligase complex; cytoplasm. NCBI's taxonomy places the organism in Eukaryota, Metazoa, Arthropoda, Insecta, Diptera, Culicidae. Gene Ontology annotation, biological process: positive regulation of proteasomal ubiquitin-dependent protein catabolic process; ubiquitin-dependent protein catabolic process; protein polyubiquitination. The transcript has 5 exons. The coding region runs from base 553 to 2115 and encodes 520 amino acids. The record is from RefSeq and is a predicted model, not a curated record.
UUGUGUAUCUAUUUCCUAGUAAUUCGUUUCACAUUCUCCGUCGAAACACAUUCUGCAUCGGAUUAGCUCGCCUAGUAGUCAUCAAUGAACCGUGAUUUUAUUUGUGAUCGAAGAAUCGGGACUCAGUGCAUUGGGAAAAAACUAACUUCAAAUGUUACGCGCAAGGAAGGAUACAAUUUCGCGAUAGAAUUUUUGUAAUUUUCAGCUGAUAAAUGAACCUUAACAACAAAAGGUUGAAGGAAGAAGUUGCGAAAUUCAAGGUGAAAUAAAAAUAUUAGUUCCAGCCGAAGCAGAACCGUUCUGUUGCGCACAGCAGAAGAAAGAAGCGGAAAGGUCAACGCGUUUUACAGCGAGAUACACGGAGCUGAGCAGUACUUUGUGGUGCUCUGGUGGAAAGGUGCAUUUACAGUGUGGGGGGGAUUGAGUGCCAGACAGUUUCUGGAAGUGCCUAGCUCGUGUGGUUAUAGUAAAGCUAUCCAUUAUCAAUCAACGUACUACGGAGUAAAAACAGCUGAACCGUGCCGUGACCGUGGAGAAUCAGUAUAGGGCAAAAUGGCAGAUCAAGAAUCGGAUAUGGAGUAUUCCUCGGACAACGAUUACGAGUUUGAAGAUUAUUAUAAUUCAGGCCUAGAAGAUUGUGAUAUCGAGCAAAUUGACCCGAAACGUUCCGAUCCCGAGUAUUUCGUCUACGACUGUCUCGACGUAGAAGAGGUAGAAAAGCUACUCAACGAACUGGUGGAGAAGCUGAGCAACUUACUACAGAUAACGCCUUCGUUGGCCAAGGUGCUGCUGCACGAAACGAGAUGGAACACAGCCGAAGUGGUAGAAAAGUACAGAAACAACGCAUCCAAUCUGCUGGUUAGUGCCCGCAUCAAGGCAGCACCGGCGGCCGUAGCCUCAACUUCAUCCGCUCCUUUACUAGCUUCCAGUAUGAGUGGAAUGCUUCCUGUUGCCAGCAUCGCACCAACUGCGAUUCCCAGCACUAGUACGAAACCUCACACACUGGCCGUUCUAUCACCAACGACGUAUCGUACCCAUCUCUGCCCAGUUUGCGUUACUGUUCAAGCACUCGAUAAAUUUCACAACCUCUCCUGUCAGCACUCGUUCUGCAGAGACUGUUGGGCGAUGCACUUCGAAAUCCAAAUUAGCCAGGGCAUUUCUACUCAGAUUGGUUGUAUGGAGCAAAGAUGUGACGUUCGUGUGCCCGAGGAUUUGGUGCUAAACUUGCUCAACCGGCCUAUGUUGCGGGAUAAGUACCAGCAGUUUGCCUUUGCCGAUUACGUAAAAUCACAUCCGGAACUGCGGUUUUGUCCGGGACCGAAUUGUCAGAUAAUAAUCCGCAGCUCGGACAUCAGUCCGAAGAAGGCUACCUGUCGCGUGUGUAAGACGAGCUUUUGCUUCCGCUGUGGUACCGACUAUCAUGCCCCAACCGAUUGCCAAAUCAUCCGCAAAUGGCUAACCAAAUGUGCCGACGACAGUGAAACCGCCAACUAUAUCAGUGCCCACACGAAGGACUGCCCAAAGUGUCACAUCUGUAUCGAAAAAAAUGGUGGAUGCAAUCAUAUGCAGUGCUUCAACUGCAAACACGACUUCUGCUGGAUGUGCCUCGGUGACUGGAAAGCACAUGGUUCGGAGUAUUACGAGUGCUCUCGGUACAAGGAAAAUCCAAACAUCGCCCACGAAUCUGUCCACGCACAGGCACGCGAAGCUCUCAAGAAGUACCUUCACUAUUACGAACGUUGGGAGAACCACUCAAAGUCGUUGCAAUUGGAACAGCAAACCUUAGACCGUAUGAAGGCACGUAUUAACGAAAAAGUGAUGAAGGGUCUUGGAACCUGGAUUGACUGGCAGUACUUGUUUGACGCCGCGGCUCUGCUAGCGAAAUGCCGAUACACUCUGCAGUAUACCUAUCCUUAUGCUUACUUCAUGGAAGCUGGAUCCAGAAAAGAUCUUUUCGAAUACCAACAGGCUCAGCUAGAGGCAGAAAUAGAAAACCUAUCCUGGAAAGUCGAACGUGCGGAAACUACCGAUCGUGGCGAUCUAGAAAACCAGAUGGAUGUAGCUGAGAAACGAAGAACCACGCUCCUCAAGGAUUUUUUCCCAACAGAUGCGUGAGUAAUCUUUUGUAAAUCGGGAAAAAAUUUACCUCUUUACCGCGCGUGUAUAUUUUAAGUAACGAAUAACACAAGCUGAGAUAUAAAUCCCUUGAUUCCCACCUCUCAAAUCCAAUCUUGUGACGAAGUCCCAAUCAAAACGCAAUUGUCGGGGUACCUACUCGUCUUCAAGAAGCGUGGAAUUUAGUACCGCGUUUAAAACUCAUUUCGAAAAAAGAACGUAAUAAUAUUACAUUCUAAAUUAAGAGCUAAUUCCUACCGGUAGAUGAAAGGAUAGAUAAUUUUUUACGUUCAAAGUUUUUCUAAAAUGUAAUAUUCCUAUGAUUGCACCAAAUGAUCUUCAAAAUAGAGUAAACGAACCGUACGAAUAAACUUACCAUCUAGUAUCAAUCGGUUGAGAACAAUUUGAAACGCUGCGCUGUAAAUUCAAAUUCACACACUCGAGCGAAACGUAAUAAAAAGUAUGAAGAAAUAUAUUUCCAAUAUUCAGCGUGAGGAUCGAACAUCGAAAUCAGACCUAGCACGCUGCAGCAUCUAGCGGUUACCGGGGAUGAAAGCAAAGGUCCUCACUCAAGUUUUUGUUUUUAUUUUCGAUAGCGUUCAAUGUUAGAUGAAAUAAUUUUGGACAGUAUAAGUAAAUUAAAACGUAUAUACUAAGGAUUACUGGUAUAUAAUGAGAAGGCUUGAU